AUGACCGACGCCCAAUCCACCCUUACUCGGGCUACGACUGCGAGUCGCAAGUCGACGAUUGCUAGCCGCAAUGCUUCGUUGAUCAAGAAGAACACGGGCCCCCUGGAGCUCCGUCCUUCGGACAUCCUUAUUGAGCGCUUCAGCGGCUGGAAGAACAUCACUAAGAUGCUGAUUGCCUACUUCGAGGGUAUUGCUGACAUUGAGUACAACACCGCGAAGGAGAUGACCAAGCUGGGUGGCGUCAUUCAGGUGCCUUUCCGCGAGGGUAACCAGUUCCUCGGUGAGGACGGUCUGCAGGACAUCUUCUACAGCAUCCGCGAGAAGAGCCGUACCAUUGCUGACCACCACGCGAACCUGGCCAAGACGGUCGAGGGCUCGAUUGUGCAGCACCUGCACAAGCUGAAGGCCGAGAUCAAGGCGCACAUUCGCAACGUGCAGCAGGACACCGGCCGCCUGGCGAACUCGGUGGCCCGCGAACGCGAGGUGUCGACGAAGAUGAUCUCGGACCUUGCUCGCUCGAUCACCCUGCUCAAGAACACCCCUAUGAGCGUGAGCCCCCGUGAGGACCCGUACUCGGCCAACCAGGCUGUGGCUCUGCAGCUGCAGCGCCAGGUGAACGAGGAGAACGCGCUGCAGAAGAGCAUUAUCAUUAUGCAGCAGAACUCGGCUCACUUUGAGGAGGGUAUUGUGCGCAGCAUUCAGAGUGCCUGGCAGACCUUCGACGAGUGGAGCGGCCGUAUGUCCGCCCAGGUCCAGGACACCUGGCUCGGUCUCGGUGUGCACAUGCGCAGCCUCGAGCCGAAUGCCGAGUGGAUUGCGUUCGCCUCGCGUUCGGACCACCUUCUGGACCCCGACACGCCGCUGCGCAACAUCGAGACGAUCGACUACCCCGGCAAGGAGGACCCCUCGGUCAUCCCUGUGCACCAGGGUAUGCUGGAGCGCAAGAAGCGCUUCACCAAUGCCUACAAGGAGUCGUACUACGUGCUUACGCCCGCCGGUUACUUGCACGAGCAUGCUUCGUCCGACCCAACGCGCCACAAUGUGCCCGAGCUGUCGCUCUUCCUGCCUGAGUGCACGCUUGGCGCCCCCUCGACGGCGUCUGCCUCGACCCACAAGUUCCACAUUGAGGGCCGUACUGGCCAGCAGAGUGGUGUGUUCGGCACUAACGUGGCGUACACGUUCCGUGCUCGCAGCCACGACGAGCUGAUGGAGUGGUGGAACGACAUCAAGCAGCUGUCGAAGGUCUACCUGACCACGAGUGAGCAGAUGGACCGUUCGGGCCCUGUGCCUGCGGCUGUGCGUGCGGCCGGCUACCGCGAGGACGAGUUCCUCGAUGACGAGGACGAGGAAGAGGAGGAGGACGACGAGGACGAGUACGAGGAGGGUGAAUACGUGCCUGCCUCGCACAGCUACGGCUUGGCGCCUGCGAUUCCCUCGAACGUCACUGCCGCGGCGCCUGUCACAGUGCUCGAUGACAAGCGCCGUGAGCAGAUCCCCGCUUACUCGGCCCCUGCUCGUGGCUCGGGUGUGGAGAUCGGCUCGAACGGCUACGCCCUUGAGAAGAAGCCUGGUGCUGCGAGCGCUGACACUGCGGCUGACGAGACGAAGAAGGGCGCCGAAGUGGUUGACCAAAUCACAUCGAAGUAA
Malassezia sympodialis ATCC 42132 is the source of this 1647-nucleotide messenger RNA. RefSeq names its product SLM1 family PH domain-containing protein. The record is from RefSeq and is a predicted model, not a curated record. NCBI's taxonomy places the organism in Eukaryota, Fungi, Basidiomycota, Malasseziomycetes, Malasseziales, Malasseziaceae.